CAGCUGAACAGGUGAGAGGUUGCCUGCCAGUCUGCACUGAUCUCUGCUGCUAUUUUACUUCUCAAUCAUCCUUCUCACACCUAUGGCUUCCUUGGGUUUGUCUUUUCUACUACAGGUUUAUGGAGCGAGGGGGAAGGAGAGGGCUUUGUGUGUUGGGAGUCCUGAGGCUGUCUUCUGGUUUCUAAAGGAAGAUGCAAAGUGUGCUGCUUAAAUAGUGAAUCUCAAACUAACCCUGAGAAAUGGCUUAGGAGAUUUCCGCUGUAGCUCAUCAGUGCUUCUGAUCCUGGGUGUCUGAGAUGGAGGUAGUAGGUCUUGAGAGCAUAAUGCCAAUUACAAUUCCAGUUUCAGACAGACUUAAUGUAUCUCUGAGUGCUAACACAGUAUCACCUCCAAGAGAAGCUCAGCUGCUGGAUGAGUGAAACUGCAAGGCUUGAGAUUGUGCUUGAAGCUUUCUAUUUGGGGAGCAGCUACUCUAGAGUACUUCAUCUCUGCAAAUCCUUGUACCUCAUGCUCUAAAUGGGACAGGGAGUUUGAGUCCUCACAGUGAUUUAUGGUGGGAUGCAUCGUGCUUGCUGUGCACCCAUCCUGCUGGAGGAGCUCUGCCUGGGGUGUUGCCUUGUUCUCCCAUCAGCCUCCCCUCUACUGUUGUGCAGUUGUGAUCAACUGCUGUGGGUACAUCACUGAGUCAAAAUGGAAGGUGCUGUGCUGCAGUCUUGGCCCCAGGGUUUCGACAGACAUAGCUCAAUGCCUUUUUAUUUCCAGCGGGAGUAGACUUGUGAUGCUGUGGAUGAAAAGAGGAAAAAAUGAUAGAGCAAAAAGCAGCAUCACUUUGUCUUGCCAUGAAAAGUACUGAUUGAAAUGGUAUGCAGUGAUCUUUGGUUUCUGGGCUGUUCAAUGCUGUACUUUUGGCAGUGCUUCCCCUUUUACUUUCACUUCAGCACGUGGGAUAAUGGCUACAGAAGCAGGUACACAUACACAGGGUGCCAGGCAGUUGACCUCAUCUCAGGGAUGUGUAUGUUGAGCUGAUGCGAGAGAGCGCACCACGUUUUGUGUUGGAAGGGAGGCAGGCUGUCAGCUCCAUUCCUCUCUCCAAAUAAUUUGAGGUGAAGGAAUUUGAGGCAAAAUAGUUACUAUGUGGGCAAGCUGCUGUAACUGGUUCUGCCUGGAUGGCUCACCUGAGGAGAUGCAGGCACCGCAGGGAGCCCGUGCCCAAGCCUACUCCAACCCUGGGUACAGCUCCUUCCCAUCACCCACUGCUUCUGAGCACAGCUGCAAAGCGUGCGGGCUGCACUUCGACAGCUCCUUGAGGAAGCAUAUCUGCUUGGACUGUAAGAAGAACUUCUGCACAUCCUGUUCCAGCCAGCCUGAAGGUGGUCCCCUGCUCUGCCACCUCUGUCAGCGUGUCCGAGCCACAGCUUUCCAGCGGGAAGAGCUGAUCAAGAUGAAGGUGAAGGACCUGCGGGACUACUUGGCGCUCCGUGAGAUCUCCACUGAGCUGUGCCGUGAGAAGGAGGACCUGGUGUUCCUGGUUCUUGGCCACCAACCAGCACUUAGCCAGGAGGAACAGAUGAGAACAAACCCAUUUAAUACUAGUGCCUCUGGACAGCAAGACUUUGUGAUUCUCCCACCACCCAGCACAGCCACUCCUACCUCACACAACACGUCCCCAGUGUCUGCAGAUCCCAUCUCAAGCUCACUAGCUCAGGAACACCAAGAGGAAAUUGGGUAUGUGCCUCCAAGCCAAGUUGGUAUGACAGGAGUUGAGAAUGCAGCAGAAGCACCAACAGAGGAGGAGACACAGUCUACUGACUCAGAAGAUAACCUGGUGCAGGGGAGGAAGGCUUCUCUUUCUGACCUGACAAGCAUAGGAGACAUCAGUGAGUUGUCUGUGCGACAGCUGAAGGAAAUCCUUGCUCGCAACUUUGUCAACUACAAAGGCUGCUGUGAAAAGUGGGAGCUGCUAGAGAGAGUGACUCGCCUUUAUAAAGAAAAAGACCUUCAGCAUCUGGUUUCUGACACCGAUGAUCAAACUGGUGGUGCUGGGCUCACUGCUGUGGAGGACAACCUCUGCAAAAUCUGCAUGGACUUGCCCAUAGACUGUGUCCUGCUCGAGUGUGGCCACAUGGUCACUUGCACCAAGUGUGGAAAGCGAAUGAGUGAGUGUCCCAUAUGUAGGCAGUACGUGAUAAGGGCUGUCCAUGUCUUUAAGUCUUAAGUAAGCGUAAGGGAGACUGGUGAUGCCUUAAAGCCUCAUCUGCUGUUAGAGAAACAGGCAAAGUUGCUACAACAAAUUAGGUCAGAGAUUAAGAUACAGGCCCUGCUGGAAGUGAGGGAAGGAUGAAGCCUGGGGAAUUGCCUACUCAAGCCAUGUUUGCCUGUGCCCUUUCCACCACGUUGUUUUACACCACAGUGCCUGGACUCCCUGGAGCUUAUUGCCAGCAGCAGACAAAUAAUUAGCAACUUCCAUUCUAGAGUAACUGGAUCCACAGGUGGGAGACAAAUGGAUGCCUCACUUUUCACCAUAGAUCCUGAAAGGUUCCUAUUUUUUUGCUGAACAAAAAUCAGAGCAGGCUGUUGUCUCAAAAAGUGACAUGUUUUGCUGCUAUUGAAUACUGACUCUACUUCCAUUGUGUUGGGCAACACACCCACAGACAGCUUAGUUUUCAAGGAAUAAAAUCCUACUUUUUUUUAUCCCCUAAAUUUAUUAGCUUCUCUUGCUUGCAGGCCAGGUAGAUUGCCUCCAAUUUCCAUCUUGAGAAUUCUAGCCUAGUAGGAUUAUGGAGAAGAUGUAUUGUUUUGUUUGAAGGUGGGCUCUAGAUUACAGGAAAAAAUAAUGGGUAGUGAAAGACUGUGAAACAUAGAGCUUUACCUUGCCUGGUAUUCAUUGUUUGUGCCAACAGGACAGGGACGUGCAGUCUGUUGGUCUGUUUGACUUUGUAGGUUUCCUUAUAAUACAGGUCAGCAAUCACUUCAUGUGAUUAAGGAGCUGAGAAUCCACAGCUGGAGUAUUUUAGAUUUUGUGAACUAGAGUAAGAUUUCUAUUGCUAUACAAUCAUAGUUAAGUACAGGUGACUGAAAGAAAGCAGAGGUGGACUUUUAUCUCCCUUGAAUCAAUAAAAUGAGGAGUGAUCUUCAGUGCAGAAGCUUCUGUUUACUAUGGCCCUGCAGCAUUAAGACUGCUUAGCAAAAGUGUGUAUUUUGUGAUCGUUCUGCUUGUGAGGGUGGAUAAGGUCUGUGGUGUGACAGCUGACAAUCACGAGCCCUUGGAGCAAUCCUUGGGAAGAGUUUGUUCUCUGGGAAGCCUUGCUAGAGAGAAUGGAUUGGCUUGUGUUGGCCUGCAGGUGGCUGGUCCAUUGGGCUCAAAGUUUCAGAAUUUUGAUGCCUUACAUUUUCUGCCACCAUGGGGCUGCCUACUCAUUCCAAGUAACUUUUGAACCUGAGCACCUUCUGCUGUGAGCUUUUCCUGCCCAACUUUCCCUUUUAUCACAUGGAUCAAACUAAAUCUUUGUGUGGGUGUCAAGAGUGGAUUGGCAUAAAACAUGUGUUGACUUAAAGCUGCUGGAGUAGUGGAAAUGCAGUUACAGAAGCAUCAUUAAAGCCAUCCUACGAUCUAUUAAAGCAAUGCUGGGUUACAGCAAAUCAACUUCUGCAAUAUUUGAUGUGCAGUUUUUAAAGCUGCAUGAGUGGCAACACCCUCGGCUGGCAUAGAGCAGAGGGGCUCUGCUUUACAAGUAGGGAUUAUAGACUUAAAAUGAAGGUGUCCAUCAUGCCACAGCUAACAACCUCUAUAUCUAUACUGCUGAGGUGGCCUCUGAACUUCCUGAUAAAAGCAGGACAGCUGUUGUGGCUUAUACAACUGAAAAUGCUGAGUUUUCUCCCCCUGUUCAGGUGGUUCUCUAGUAUUUGGCUUGAGGUUUAUCAGCUUCCAGCAUGAGGACUGAUACAAUUCAAUGCAUCAUGUUAAAAAAAGAAGUGCAGGUCAGCAUUAACUGUUGACUCUUCAGGAGAUUCACAGGGAAAUCUUUAAGAGAUACAGAGAACACACAAAGCUUUGAACAGUCUCAUUAGUAAAUUCACUGUGAGAAUUCAUGUCAUUUGUCAAUAACUCAGGACUGGGGGUAUAGAGCCAGAUCAUUCCCCUGGGGGCAGAUCUGCUUUUACAGGGUAGAUUUAUUUUCUAUGUAUGGUAAAUAUAUUUAAGCUGCAAAUCAAUGACAGAAAUUUUAUGAAUGAGAAGAGGUACCCAUCUGAGGUCUGAGAUGUGCUUUCUGAAGGGAAAAGCACCUUCUGACUACACUGUUUUGCUUGUUAAAUCAAAAUCUGGAAGACUCGUUUAAUAAUCCAAAGGAAUAUAGUGAUCUGAACUAAUAAAGUAAAUGGGAAUAUUUAUGUGCUUUAUGUAUGCUGUACAUAGUUUAAAUAUUUUAAAGUUAAUAUUCUACUUGAAAUGGCAUGUUAUUCUCUAUUAAAUCCUCUCGGUACUAUGAUAGUUAAACUUACUAGUUUUGGUACGGAAGCUUGGUUUAUAAUUUUAUAAUAAAGUUGAAAUGUGAUUUAGUUAA
This is a messenger RNA of Coturnix japonica (Japanese quail), 4562 nucleotides long. The record is from RefSeq and is a predicted model, not a curated record. Lineage: Eukaryota; Metazoa; Chordata; Aves; Galliformes; Phasianidae.